Messenger RNA from Folsomia candida, 1382 nucleotides. RefSeq lists its product as uncharacterized. The coding region runs from base 357 to 1103 and encodes 248 amino acids. NCBI's taxonomy places the organism in Eukaryota, Metazoa, Arthropoda, Collembola, Entomobryomorpha, Isotomidae. The transcript has 2 exons. The record is from RefSeq and is a predicted model, not a curated record.
GCCGUUAAUAUAUAACAGGUGUCACAUUACCCCAUUGCAUUUCUUGCGUUUCUUGCGGGUGAAAAAAAGUGAAAAAAACCACUUUCUUGCAGUCGUUUCUUGCAAGUGGUUACUUGCACCCGAAACACUGAUCUAUAAUCAGGUAAUAAAAGUUAAUUUAAUGAAAAAUGUAUUCAAUAUACUUGUAUAACUGUGUCGCUGGUGGCAGAAAACUACACAUCAUAAAUAGAUAUGUCGUAAAUUACGACAUAUGUAUUUAUGAUUGUGUAAUUUUCUGUCGUAAUUCAUACAGAAUAAUGGUAAUUUAACACAAUUCUUCCCCAUUUCUUUAGAAAAUCGAAAAUUCACUCUAAAAGAUGACGCCCAGACACGUUUUCUACAUCAUAUUUCUCUUCGGGGCGACCAUACUGGAAAAAGUGAGGUGUGAAGGUGAACACUGCGUUGCCGGUAACCCUGCCUUAUGCCCCUUCACCAACGGGGUCAUCAUGGACUGCAUCUACCACGCUGCCAUUAUAGGCGGAUGUGGUUGUUGGAGAUGCUAUUGCCCAACGUAUGCACCAGAUAUUCCGGGCCAUGGUUGCGUCCCCCUUCCAACGAGGAUAGGCCAGAGCUGUCUCUUUCAAAAUAAUACGCUAUCCUGUUACAUAUUAAGUGGUGUGGCGGUGUGUGACCGCGAAGCUGCAAUUCCGUACACUUGCCAAUGCCUUGCACCAUGGUAUGUUCCCAGCGAUGAUAUGACUGAGUGCAUCCCAAAACCGGUCCAACUAGGGGAUAGGUGUACGAGAUUGGCGAAAUGUGAGGAUAAUAUUCCCAACGCAAUCUGUGGCGAAGAGGGUCAAUGUGUAUGUGAACCUGGGACGUAUCCUAACGUCGAUGAGAGAUCAUGCUUCCACGCUCCAAGGAUUGUCGAGGAGAUAUGCAACGAAGUCAGUACGUGUAAUAACAUUCCUUUCUCGGAGUGUGUUUUGGGGCAAGGUGGGAUUUCGACGUGUCAGUGUGCCCCACUGUACAAUGUGCCAAACACAGGGAGGGCGGAUAGAUGUUUACCAUCCAUGAUUGGACUGCCAUGCAGCGGAAACGGGGCGAACUGCGACCUGAUUUAAGGAGCAGUUUGUCAUGGCAGUAAAGCAAGAUCAAUUUGUGUUUGUCCGAAAGGUUUGCCAAAUGCGGAGCUGACCAAAUGCAGUAAGAAAUGGGAGACGGUAUAAUUCAACGAUUAUGCUAAUGUCAAGUUAUAUAUAUAUAAGUGAUUCCUUCAAACUAAUUGCAAAGAUUGGAUCGCCAUAAAAAUUAACAAGAUUAUCUAUCUCUUCAAAAAUAUUUUCAGACAUGGAAUAAUGUUAUUUCUUUACAUGAUUGGAUUUCCAUAAAAAAUAAAUCUA